This is a messenger RNA of Helicoverpa zea (corn earworm), 945 nucleotides long. RefSeq names its product deoxyuridine 5'-triphosphate nucleotidohydrolase (gene dUTPase). Gene Ontology annotation, biological process: dUMP biosynthetic process; dUTP catabolic process. Lineage: Eukaryota; Metazoa; Arthropoda; Insecta; Lepidoptera; Noctuidae. Gene Ontology annotation, molecular function: magnesium ion binding; dUTP diphosphatase activity. The transcript is spliced from 3 exons. The coding region runs from base 170 to 610 and encodes 146 amino acids. The record is from RefSeq and is a predicted model, not a curated record.
CUUGCCACCCCACCCGCCUGUGCCACCCGCUGUCUGUGUCGGCAACGUCGUUUUCGUUUAUUCAGUGAUCAAUCUUUACAUUUUGCAGUUUUGCUUUGCAGUGGAGGAUAAAUCUCCGAAUCUCAAAAUUUCACGUUUUAUUCAACGGAUUCUAUUAACCUUAACUAAAAUGUCGUCUGCUGUGGGAACCGAAUUGAAAUUUACACGCCUCAGUGAAAACGCAUUUCCGCCGAUGAAAGGUUCGGAAAAAGCCGCAGGAUUCGAUCUGAAAAGUGCAUAUGACUACGUGGUGCCAGCUCGCGGCAAGGAACUCGUGAAGACAGAUCUGCAGAUUGAAUUGCCGACUGGUUGCUACGGCAGAGUGGCUCCGCGAUCAGGCCUGGCUCUUAAAAACUUCAUUGACGUUGGAGCUGGUGUUAUUGAUGAAGAUUACAGAGGAAAUGUCGGUGUUGUUAUCUUCAACCAUUCUGAUUCAGACUUUGAAAUCAAGAAAGGCGAUAGGAUUGCCCAAUUGAUCUGUGAAAGAAUCUACUACCCUGUACUCAAAGAGGUUACAAAUCUCUCAGAAACCAAAAGGGCAGAGGGUGGUUUUGGAUCAACAGGCAAAUAAUGCAUUACAUUUUUGAAAACAUUAAGUUUAUUAAUAACAGUUAUACAUAGAAUUAAAAUGUGAUAAAAUAAGGAAUGUCAACUAACAGACUAUCUGUUCCUAAGAGUUAAGUUUGUACUUUUAAGCUAGUUAUUGCUUUAAGAAUUUUAAGACUUAUUGGUUUUACAUGCCCCAGUAUACUAAUCACUUAUUACAUAGUUUCUGUUACGUUAAGUGGCUCGAAAUAUAGAAUAAGACAAAUGAUCUUGCACUUCAGUUUUAAUUUUUCAGGGAAAUAGAUUUAAGCAUAUCAUUUUGUAAACAUCCAAUAAAGUUCUUGUAAUAUUAAACAUAAA